CUCUGGCUCCUUUUCCAAUUUCAUUCAUAAAAUGCAGCAGCAGCAUCACUCCACCAUUUUCACUCUAGCCUCGUGUUGCUUGGCAACUGCAGCACAAAAGGAAAAGGGUAAGGGGGGUGUAUGUCUGCUCUCUAACCAUUUUUAUCAUAGUGGGAAAGGACUAACUCCCCCAUCCAUCUAUCCAUCUGUUACCUCUGCCUUCUUGCAUGUCUGAGCUCUUUGGCUCAUUGAAAAAAAAAAAAAACAGUCUCCCGUGUGCAUUAUCACAUUUGGCAUAAAAAUCCAUAUGCAGCAUUAAAUCGUCUUCCAGUAGCAGUGCUCAAACAACUGAAUCGACUGGAAAUUGGUAAACAAAACCCCCAUUUUUUUUUUUUUUUUUGGUUACUAUUCUCUCUAUUUCAAAGUAUAUGAUUAAUCGUUAUGAUCACUCACAAUAAAAACGUACCACAAAGUAAAUGGUCGGUUUAAAAACAACAGGGCUUUGGUGAUUUUCAAUGUCACAGAAAUGCAAGGCAUUUAAUGAGUAAUUUCUCUGUUUAGGCUGCUUUUACAUAACAGAAGGUGGCUGCAAAGCACUAACAUGGUGGUGUCAGACCCUGCAGUAGCUGAGAGGAAUCCUAUUCAUAGAAUCUGUGUUUGUUCAUACCAUAGGUCCCUUUCAAAAUCUUUCAUUUUUUUUUUUUUUUAACUAACACACGCUUAAAUUGUUAUUUGGAUGAUCUAUUCAGAUGCAAAGUUAUGUAAAAUGGUUCCCUUUUGAGGAUCCUGAUAAUAAAGGGCCCUUGGUCAUCUGCUGUGUGGAACCUGUGGGUUAUCCAGGUGUUUGAGAGGGGGUGGGUGGGGCAGCUGGAGGAGAGAAGACUGUUGGACAGAGAACGUGUGAUGCAGUGUGUUUCCAUCGUGUCACCUAUUGCCUUUUAUUUCCCGGGAUUACUUUCCCAGCAAAUAAACUCAUCCUUCCAUCCAUGCACACCAGUCUGCGAAAUGUUUAGAAGUCCUGCCAGCCAGCCCGCGCCGCGCGUGCGUGAAAUUCUGACCAACUUUUCUAAAAAUAGCUCGCGGUUGACGUCACUUAGCCAAACGUGUAUCAGUCACUUGGCGGCGAUGGUGAGGUGGGAGGGGGGACCUUCGUGUCAAUCUUCGCUGACAGCCAAUAAACAUCCUCGCAUCCACUAAGGUUCCCACGGUUCGUCCGCUUCGAGCCAAUGGAGGACGGGAACCAAAGAAAGUGGGCACGUACGUCGUCGGGAGGAAAAUAAUCGGUGACGUUCCUCUCGCUCGCUUUUGUGCAGGGCGGUGGGACGCUGCUGCUGUUGAUCGAUUGCGAAGAGCCAAUCAGAGGGCUCCUCGCCACAUCCCCGUGGAGAGGCGACCAAUCCGCGCACUUGCGUCAGCUGUCAAUCAACCCCGGAUUCUGUCGAGUGGGCGGGACGUCCUCUCGGCUGUAGUUCCGUCAUCCCGCUCGUCUCCGAGGCUACGGGGGGCCAAUGUUGAUUUGGGUGAAUUCCCAUCGUUGUCGGACCCCACCGAGGUUUAUUUUUUCAAAAGCUGGCUUCUGUGACGAAAAGUGGCAAGCACUCGACUGAGAAUAUCGCUGCCUCUGGCAUCGUUUUUUGGGCUUGGGGAGAGGUGGGGAGCCGAGGGGGCUCGUUCGGCGGGGGCUGCGAGGAGGGACAGGCGAAGACUGGAUCCUCCGUGUUCAGGCCAACUGCGCCGAGCUCGGCCCGACGGUCCAGCGGUCCAGCGAAGCCCCAGCGACCCAGAUACCUCGGCGACAGCUCCCCGUGGAUUUAAGCUCGGGGAUAUCGGUCUCUGGCUGUGGAUGACCGUGGAGCGAGUGCGCCCGCUUCAAGACCCCCGUCUCUCCGCGGCACCGCAUCAGCAGCUGUCAAGCCGAUAAAGACCCGCAGCUCGGAGACAGCGUUGGGUUUCUGCUGGGUUCAGGAAACGCCGCUCAGACCUAAUCGAGAUUAGACCGGCCGGAGGGGGGGCUGCAGGGCGGCCGAAAAGCCACGGAUCGCCCGUUGACAGGUUGUCAUCAUGGGCAACGCGCCCACGGCCAGGAAAGGCAGCGAGAUGGAAAGCGUCAAGGAAUUCCUUGCUAAAGCCAAAGAGGACUUCCUCAAAAAGUGGGAGAACCCUGCACAGAACACUGCUUGCCUGGAGCAGUUUGAGAGGUUGAAAACCCUGGGCACGGGCUCGUUUGGCCGUGUUAUGCUGGUGAAGCACAGAGAAACGGGACAGCAUUAUGCCAUGAAGAUCCUCAACAAGCAGAAGGUGGUGAAGCUCAAGCAGAUAGAGCAUACUCUGAAUGAGAAGAGGAUUCUUCAGGCUGUCAGCUUUCCUUUUCUGGUGCGGCUAGAGUACUCAUUCAAGGACAACACUAACCUCUACAUGGUGAUGGAAUAUGUACCAGGUGGAGAGAUGUUCUCCCAUCUACGGAGAAUUGGCAGAUUUAGUGAGCCUCACGCUCGGUUCUACGCUGCUCAGAUCGUUCUGACCUUCGAGUACCUGCACGCUUUGGACCUGAUCUACAGAGACCUGAAACCUGAAAACUUGCUCAUAGACCAACAGGGCUACAUACAGGUUACAGAUUUUGGCUUCGCCAAACGUGUAAAGGGCCGGACCUGGACACUGUGUGGCACCCCUGAAUACCUGGCUCCAGAGAUUAUUCUCAGCAAGGGUUAUAACAAGGCAGUGGACUGGUGGGCGCUGGGUGUGCUCGUCUAUGAGAUGGCAGCAGGUUACCCUCCCUUCUUUGCCGACCAGCCCAUUCAGAUCUAUGAAAAGAUCGUAUCAGGGAAGGUGCGUUUCCCAUCUCACUUCAGUUCAGACCUGAAGGACCUCCUGAGGAACCUGUUACAGGUGGAUCUCACAAAACGUUAUGGAAACCUCAAGAACGGGGUCAACGACAUCAAGGGGCACAAGUGGUUCGCGACAACUGACUGGAUCGCCAUCUACCAGAAAAAGGUGGAAGCUCCCUUCGUCCCCAAAUUCAAAGGACCAGGCGACACCAGCAACUUCGACGACUACGAGGAGGAGGAGAUUCGCGUCUCUUUCUCUGAGAAAUGUGCCAAGGAGUUUGCUGAGUUCUAGAGUUAGAGAGCGAGAGAGGAAGAAGGAAGGAAGUAGGGAGAGUCGAAGGUAGGCUGGUCGAGUGGGAGACGUAACGAGAGAGUACCGUCUCCUGUCCAAUCACAAGCACCAGCUACAAAAAGAGGAAAAAUGGGAUAGAGGAAGGAAAAAGAGCAAGGAGACUGAUAACCAGCAGUGUUGCCUUUUCUGUUGUAUUUUAUUUAUAAUUCUGUCAUAUUUAUGGAUCCCUUUAUAAUGAAGGUGUGCUUGAAAUUCAUGGGUGUCGGGAACCCCACUAAUUUAGAGUUGCCUCUACACAUUUUCAUGUAAUAUUUUCCCUUUUCUUUUAUCGUUUCGUUCAUCUUUUAUUCAUUUUUGCUCCACAACAUGGGGAAAUCGGUUUGUUCUGAUCUUCUCCGCUCUCUCUGUCACUACAUGAAGCCUGAUGAGUCUUGUGCAAAUUUAGGUCAAACGUAUCUCGAAUUUAAAGUAAUAGCUAUUUCUUUGCUUGAUGAGCAAGAAGAGCGUUUAAGUGAAAUGAAUGGCAUACACACAUGUACUUUGUUAGGUCACUUCACGUUUUGCAGUUUUGCUUUUAAUUUUUCUUCUAAUUUUUAAACGUUGUCAUAUCAUUAGGGGCAUGAAGGGCCAAAGGAAAAUCAGACACACUGUGUCCUCAAACAAAAUUCAGUCGAAGACAGAUAAGACUUAAAGGAAAGAAAAGUCGAUUAUGUUUACUCUGUGACUUCAUCUGUUGUUCUUAUCAUUGUUAGCAUAGGCAGACGUAGAGCAUAGCUGCAGUACUCCAUUUUUAAAUGUUAUUAGAUACAGGCGGCUCCAAUGAUAUCACAUCAUGAUUACAACGCGGAAAUACGAAUAGGGGAACGGAAUAAUCUCAGUUUAUAUGGUGUUGUGAAGAAACACUGCAACAUAAUGGUAUCUCAGGUUUGAACAUAUCACUCAACAGACAUAUUAUCAACGUGAAGUGUUGGGAGCAGCAGGUAAAUCUUGCGAUAACGAUUUUGGAAUUUACAGUAACUGGUAAACAUUAAGAGGAACAAAAGAGAAUAUUUAGACUAUUGGUUAGCGUCUUCCACGGUCUGCCCUUCCAGAAGAUUUGAUUUUCCUGACUCGACAACUCUGUUCUAUCAUGAUAUCAUGCACUUCCUGUCUCAGCUCACUUACACGUCGGAAUGAUUCUGCUUGUUCAAACAACCAUUUGGCCCUUUACAGCAAAUGAAAGAGACCACCUGAGGCACAUCACAACUGUCCAGCUGUUUCUAGUCGGUGGUCGUCAGAGGGCUAGAGCCAGUCACUGAUGUAUGGAGGGCCAUUUGCACAAAUAACAUCUUCAAGAUCUCGUAUUUAGGCCACAUUGAAAUUCGUGUUGACAGGUCUGACCCAGUACUUUACAUUGGGAUUUGCAUCAGCGAUGCUGGACGACACCAGGCGGUGUGGAUACAUGACAGACGUGGACUCGUUACAGGAAACUUUGUACACUGCAAACAAAAUUAACAGUGUGAAACCAGAGUGGAAGUUUCAGAGGUACAUGGUGAACACGAACAUGGAUUGUACGAGACCAUUGACUUUAUAUACAGAUGAUUAAAGUCUUGUGACGUAGGAUUUCUGAAGAGCAUUUGGAAGCAAUUUUCAUUGACAGGAUCUGACUCACCUGAACGCCUGACUGAUUAAAAAAAAACGGUCAACGAUGUGUGAAGGGAGCUAGGCGACUUACGUCUAGACCAACAGCUGGCUAUCUCUGAGGCCAUGCACCUUUCAGUAUAAUUUAAACGGGAGACUUAUAUAAAAGUUAAAGGUAUAGUCUCUGUGGCAGGUUGUACACAUGUUUAUUUCUGCUUUUAUGUUGGGUAUGUUAGCGUGUAGGUCCAUGGAGACUGAUUCGCUUUUGAAGCCACCCUCAAGUGGCCAUUUGAGGAAGUGCUGUUUUUGUCAUUUGAUAUGCUUCAUUUUUCCACCCUGGGGGUUGCUAGCAAAAUCUAAUUAUCUGUGCCAAUAUUGAACUUGAAUGUGACGAACAGUGCGUCAUCACGAUGACAAUGACUGCAGGCACAAAGCUGAGCCAUAUGUCAGCGUAAUAUUUUGGGCUCGCAAGCUCCAGCAGCAACUAUUUUUCAAAUAUUGCUGCCUCAGACUUCCUUUUCAGCACCGCUAUUCGACAAAAAUAGAGAAACCUGUUGCUUGAGAAUCGUUUCCGUGUUUAGGUUCCUAAUGUACCGUCUAAGAAAGAGAAAUCUAUCUACCCGUAAGCACACAUUUGAAUGUCAUUUCAACACAAAAUUUCGGAGACGUUAUUUGUGCAAAUGGUCUCCCUGGCUGUUUCGUAGUCUGGAUGGUGUGCUUAUAUAAACACAUGUUUAUGUUCACCCCCCCCCCCCCCCCCCCCCCAUCACCCCUACUCACUCCAAAAGUGGGACCACGCUUUACUUUAGUCUUACACAUGGCAGCAACUCUGUUACUAUUUGUGUGUAUAAAACACGCGCAGUUUGAUUUUUUAUUUUUUUUUUCUUCCCCAGGUUGUUUUUUGUGUGGUGGUGAUGAUGUAAAGAUGACACUCCAUUGAAUAUAUUAGCUAAAGGUAGAGCACCUGGAGAGAUAGAGAUAGAGCUAAAGCUGAGAGUAUUCUUAGAGCACGGUACACAACCUGCUGUUUUGAGUAUACAACAAAUAGCACUUUGGGUGUUGAGCGUCUCCUUAGUUCCCGAACUGUGGUGGCAGAAAUCUUAAUGCCCAAAGUGAUGGUCAUUGUGGGAUUUGUUCAUCCAGAAUUUAUCAAAUAAAACCAAGUGACACCGGUGUCUGUUUGAGACAUUAAAAGGCCUUCUUUAUAGCUGUAAUGUAACGUGCCACCAUGAUGUUGAUAUCCUAAUUUGUUCAGGCGCCUCGGUUUUUCCUCACCGCGUUAAACUCUGCGCAUGUUUCAGUCAGUCCCUCCAGUGCGAAACGGCUCAGAGUGACGUAUCGAGCCUUUUGUCAGGAUCACACAUUUGCGUAAUUGUUUGUGUGCACCAUUUAUGAUAUGGAAUGAUCUUUAAAAUGACCUAGCGUGAAGGAAUUUGCAGGCCAAGAUGUUUCAUAUUCUUUUUAGUCCAUCGUGGUUCAGUGUCCAUUACCUGCUAUGAGGGCCCUCUAUUAGGACACCACUCCUCCCUCUAUAAAUGGCCCCACAUUUACAGUGUGGUAAUUUAACUGAGACGCAGAUUCAUUUAGGCGUGUGCACCAUAAAGACACAGUACCUGCAGAAGCACUGAAGGGGGCAACCCCUUCACUUCAGUAGUAGUUGCAACAAACCUGUGACAGGCGAGAUAUCCUUUUGGUGCCUUGUUUGCCUAACUCCCACAUCCUUUAAACCCAAACUGUUACACAGGCUGUCUUUUAAAAACGUCUGGCUGAUGUGGCAUAUUUAUUCAGGGCUCGCUGAAAUCCGGAAAUGAAUGAGCUUUGACGCCUAAUUUCCUCAAUAAAAUUGUGUGUAUUUCAAACACUAUACAUGACAUUCACACACAUUGCGUAAUACAGUCCAGAGUAAGUGGUGAAUAUUGUAACACGGGUUAUGUUGUUCAGAGAUGGGACCCCUUAAAGUCAAACAUCAUGCUGGAUCCACCUUAAGGAGUCUUAAAAAGUGUCUUGAAAUCGCGCCUCAGGGUGACAUGCUCCCUGGAGUUUUUAGUUAAAUUACCACAGUAAAGAGCGGCUACGAAUGAAAUGGCUCUUAGAAAAAAUGAAAUAUGGGACCAGAGAGGGUAUCCAUUUACUAUCUUUAUUUUAUUCAUCUGUUUCCUGCUCGACUGGUGAGCAUAGUUUCCACUUCUUUCUAAUCCAGAUGUGAAAAGGCUGAAAUUAUCAACUUAAGUUUAAAUUCAAUUUGCAGAAAAAAAAACAUUAAUAUUAUUAUGUUAUUUAUUGCAUUGUUCACAUCACUUGUUGAGACUUCACACUCGCUGUAUUUCCUCCAGGUUUAACGUUGGCUGUAUCAUCGUGGACAAGAUGUUUGAAGCUAUGAUACGAUAUUAAUACGUGUCUCCUUGAUGUUUUUUGCAGUGAUACAACUUCCUCUCAAUGCAGGCACAAUGCUGGUACAUGCUGUCGCACUUUUUAGGGAAAUGAGACCCCAUUGUAAACCAUGUUAACCCCUGCAACAAACACACACACACACACACACACACACACACACACACGGACACGGACACACACGCCGCAAAGGGAAACGUCUGUCACAGAAACAGUGACAUAAAAACACGAAGUGUAAUAUUUUGCAACAUGAGUAUCAUUCCAAUAAAGUUUUACUUGUAAAAUUC
Messenger RNA from Mugil cephalus (flathead mullet), 7391 nucleotides. RefSeq names its product protein kinase, cAMP-dependent, catalytic, alpha, genome duplicate b (gene prkacab). NCBI's taxonomy places the organism in Eukaryota, Metazoa, Chordata, Actinopteri, Mugiliformes, Mugilidae. Gene Ontology annotation, molecular function: protein kinase A regulatory subunit binding; cAMP-dependent protein kinase activity; ATP binding. The coding region runs from base 2041 to 3096 and encodes 351 amino acids. Gene Ontology annotation, cellular component: nucleus; cAMP-dependent protein kinase complex. The transcript has 11 exons. The record is from RefSeq and is a predicted model, not a curated record. Gene Ontology annotation, biological process: peptidyl-serine phosphorylation.